Molecule: messenger RNA, 1428 nt
Organism: Entamoeba invadens IP1
Lineage: Eukaryota; Evosea; Mastigamoebida; Endamoebidae
Exons: 4
Coding region: 1-1428 (475 amino acids)
Molecular function (GO): toxic substance binding
Source: RefSeq, a predicted model, not a curated record
AUGAGUAAUACCAAUAAAGAUAAACCGACUUAUCCUCUGUUCUUCUUCCAAAUGACCCCAUGUGUUAUGAUCUGCACUUUAGUGUUUCUUAUUGUUGUUGCUAUCUUUUCGAUGUCAAUCUCUAUAUUGGUUCCAUCGCGAACUCGAGAAAGCUUUGCGUUUUAUAACCAAACGAUUGUGGCACAAAACAGACCCAACACAAUAGCAUUUCCAACUCUCAAAAUAGGACCAUUUCAAGUGAUUCAUCAAGAGUUGAGACUGUUUGUUCGUGCUGAAAGUAUUCAAGUAACAAAUGGUUCAGAUUAUGAUAUCUAUGAGCCUUUCGAAGCUAACUUGGAAUUCACCGUCAAUGAAUAUGAUGAAUCCGAACAAAUGUCAUAUGUAGUUGAAACAGUGAAUAAGAUGUACGAAUUUAAGAAGUGGGACAAACACCAUAAAGGAUGGACGCGAUAUGUUGGGUUAUUUACAUAUCGCCCACUCUAUGGAGAUUAUUAUAUCUUCAAUUUUACACUCAAUAACUUGACACAAAGUGUGAAGUCUCUUCAAUUCAAAGUUCAGUACACAGAUGCGGUGCGUGCGCUCAGUGAAUGUGACUUACGACUAGCUUUUGGAAUCAUUUCUUGUUUCUUGGCGAUGGUCUUCAUGUUCGUGUUAAGAGGAACUUUAUUUAUAUCGUGGCAUUUAAGCCAAAGACUUACUUUUGGGAUGUUAGUUAUCACGGGAGUCUGCAUUAAUCCCACAUUAGGGUUUGAGUAUUUAGUACCAACAGUGAUCGCUCCGUUUUAUUUCUAUCUUGUCUAUUGUAUAUAUGUCACUUGUUUUUUACUCUACUUAUUCAUACUGUUUGACUGUAUAGUCGGCGAGACUAUAAGGUGGAAGACGAUCACUGAAACAGUCAUAUCAGUGUGUGUUGGAGCUAUCUUGUGUAUGCAACGGGUAUCACGAACGGCAACAAAAGACGUCGACUUGACAACAGACUUCCAAGUACAAUUUCAUAUUGCUGAUUUGUUUUUGGUGCUUGAGGUUUUAUCGGUAGGGUUAUAUGUCUUAUUGUUUUUACUUGAUUUGGUCUACUUCUUCGUUGUGAAUAAAGCCUCUAAGAACUUAAGAAGAGACUUCUAUUUUGGAAUGGUCUUAUUCUCAAUGGCUUUGUUAUUCAUUAUAUCUUCUGUCAUUGGUCUUAUAGUCGAUUCCAAUUUCAAUAUAGUUUCUUUGUUUGUUGGCACUGUAUCACAAAGUGCUAUAACCAUUUAUGUGUGUGGUAUCUUUGUUUUAUCGCCACCAAGUGUAGAUACACACCCCCUCCCUCCUCGAGUACCCGACACUUACUCUGAAUUGGACUCAAAACUGCAUUCUGAAAAUUCAACCAUCGAACUCACUCAACAAAGUGGCACUCAUAUUGAAGAUGACUCUCCAAUUCAAUUGUAA